GCAUCCUUAACUCAAAUAGCGAAAAAUGUUAAAAUCAAGGACAAUGUACAUGUUUGGCGAUAAUAAAACGUAAAAUAAAGAUGUUGAAAGGAAUCAGAGGUCAGUGAAAUGUCGGGAAUUUUCCGGUCCUUGUUCACUUAAGGUCGGCAAGCUUCUGUUCGGCGUAUUCUGAACGAAUACAAGAGAUUCGAAGGGAGGCACAAACAGGAAUUGGCUGGUCGAUGCUCCUUAACGUUCGAGAUACAGUGUAACACAGGGGAGACGACACAUCUGUGCUGUUGUGCGUGAAUUUUUUUUCGGAGCCACCGAGAAAACACAUUUCUCUUUCUCUCUCUGUUCCGCUCGACGUUUUACCGAAACAGCUGAUCGUUUGCCCCUUUAAUUGCAUCGCGGCUGGGUUCGUGGACGCCGCGGUAAGUUGCUGGAUAUUUCAAUAAAAAUUCGCCAUAGUGUAUGCUCAUUUAGUGGGGCAAUCUUGUACGGUAAAGCGUGUCUGUGAAUACGGUCGAGUGUCUCGUUCCUCGGUGUACGAAAAAAAUUUGAUACCUGAUCAGCGUUACAAAGAGAGUAUCUUGGAAAGUGUGAAAUCAAGUUUUCAAUGUUUUAAUGUAAGUGGAAAAUAAUAAAUUUAUAUUCGACCGCAUUCGUAAUACGCGCUUCUUCGAACGACGCGUCGCCAUGACAGCGCAGCUGGCGAAUAAACGUUGGACUGGGGGAACGAAAGACAUGCAUCCACCAUAACGGCUUGGCAGGGCUUGGAGUUCUGUGACGUCUUCAAUGGCUGCCGCCGUAUUGCUUAUGCAUGUAACGGAGCGCGGUACUCUCACAAACCGCGUUCCGUACUGGUUUACGACGUAGUGUUUAUUAUUUAUCGUUAGAAUAUUCUAUCAAGCUGUGAGCCAACGUGCAAACCAUGGGCUCGAAGAAGCAUAAAAAGCACAAGCGCGAAAGGCACGAAGAAGGGCAAUAUACAAGCACGGAUAAACCCCGUACCUUAAAGUUAAUUUUGAAGGUUGGGGGUAGCAGUGGAACACCUGAAUACGGGAACGAAUCCCCAAGCCAGACAACAAUGUUGUCCCAACAUUUGGGUGUCUACCAACAACAGUUGGGUCUCAACUGUCCUGUAACACAAGAAUCUGAAUAUGAUAGAUACAUAGGGCAUAAAAAGCUUAAAAAGAAAAAGAAAAAGAAGGAUAAAAGACACAAGCAUCAUCACAAAGAUAAAAAGAGGAGAAGAGAGGAAUCCAGUCAAGAAUCAGUAGGAGAUGCCGAUGAAAGUUUAGCAGAAAUCCCUAAAAAGAUUCCUAAUCAUCAAUUGUUACCUCCAAGGCCACCGUCUAGUGGGGAACACCGAGUUGGUGUUACUAGCCAUAUUAACUCUCUUUCUCCACAUCGUGAACCUAGAACUUGUGUACUUAGAAAAAUUGCUGAACGUACACCUCUUCAACGACUAUUGGAACAUCUUCUUAGGUCAAUGGAGAAACGUGACCCACAGCAAUUUUUUGCUUGGCCGGUCACAGAUAGUAUUGCACCUGGAUACUCUCAGAUCAUUACUAAUCCUAUGGAUUUCAGUACUAUAAAGCAGAAAAUAGACGAUAAUAGUUAUCAAAACUUAAACGAGUUCGUAGACGAUUUUAAACUAAUGUGUGAUAACGCUACUACUUAUAACCACCCAGAUACAAUUUAUUACAAGGCAGCAAAGAAAUUAUUGCAUGUUGGCCUAAAAAUGGUUACACCUGAAAAACUUCGUCAAUUAAGACCUGUACUAACUUACAUGCAGGAUAUCUCAAAAGAGGAGCUUGGAUUUGAAUUGGGUACAGAAGAUCCUAAUAAUCCAGACGUUCCCGUAACAGAGGAGCAAAUCGAACGGGAACGGGAACAGGAGGAACGUAACGAAGAGGCAGAAGAACUUCGAAAAGAGAACCAAAGGAAAAUGAGAUUAGCAAAUUUAGGUAAAUUUGAAGCCAUUCCGGAUGAUAUGACGCCGGAGGAAAUCUUAAAACAAGCCCGAGGAGCCGCGAAAGUAGCAUCAGAUAAGUUAACGUUGAAAAGGUUGAAUUCUAAGAUGGGUUUCCUUAGACAAAAGAAAGACGGAACUACCAGUUUACAGAUCAUAGUACCGGGAGAUGGCGUGAUUCCAGGAACUAAUCAAAGACCAGUGUCAUUAGUGCAGCUUAUAGGUAAAUUGAAUCAUGGUACAGGAGCAUUAGCAGGAUUCCGAGAAGAUAGGAGAAAUAUGUCUAAACCAGUUAAACCUUUAUAUUACGGUGCCUUUGGUUCUUAUGCUCCAAGUUACGAUUCCACGUUCGCUAAUCUAACAAAGGAGGAAACAGACUUGGUGUAUCAGACAUAUGGCGAUGAGACUGCUGUACAAUAUGCAGAAUCCAUAUUAGACUUUGCUAAAGACUGUGAUUAUACGUUAACUAUGGUCGACGAUCUGUUGGAUAUCCUGACAGGAGGAGAUCAUAGAAAGACUAAGAAGUUCCUUGAGGAAAAGCGAAGACUCAAAGAGGAAGAAGAAAAGAUAAAGCAUUUAUUAGAGAAGCCCGCUCAUUUGUCAAAUGUUACUAAAGCGUCGGAGGCGGAAGUAAUGAUAGCCGACAAAAUCACAGACAAUUUAACGGAAAUAGCGAAGAAACUUCCUCCCUCAGCUAUCGCUCCCGUAGACGGCUUGCGAAGAGCUAUGGGCAUAGCACCUCUUGGUGGACCAGAACCCAUGGAAGUAGAACCGAUCACGCAUAAUGCAACCAUCGUUGCGGAGAAUAAUCUCUUAUCGCAAACUAGUAACAAUCAAGUUCCGUCGAAUCUGUUAUCGGCUCCGUCACCGAUUCAGAAUACUAAUUUACUCAGUCCAACCAGUCAACAAAAUCAACCAAUUAAUAUCGUGAAUACGAAUCAACCACCUAUUCAGAUACAGAUCGGUAUGACGCAUAAUCAGACUCCUCCGUCUUUAUUGAGCACGUCAGAGACUUCUGCGGUACCAGAUUUAGAAUCGGAGCUUCGAGAAUUUCUAGAGAGCGAUCCUACAUUAGGACACUCACCACUCCAUGACGAUAAAACUUUGGAGGAUAUUUUAUCCGAAUCUUAAUAUGUACGAAUCUUGAGAUAUAUGGUUUUUAUUAAGAUUUACCUUCUAUAAGUUGUACAUUUUAUUAAAUAUAUACAGUAGAUUUAACAUCAGUUUAAUACCACAAUUAAUAAAUAAGAUGGUAUUGUGUAACGUAAUGUAUUUCAAUCAACAUUGCAGUUUUUUUCUUUCAAAAUAUACAUAUAUGUACAUUAUUUAUGAAGUUUGCGUAACGAAUUAUAUUAUACGAAGCUUUAUAAAAUUUUAACGUUGUACACCGUGAAAUUGUUCAAUUGAAAUCAUGAAAGAGCAUGUUUUAAUAAGAUUGUUUUUGUCUUUAUUUUUAAAAAACAUUGUUCAAGAUGUAAUUAUAAUUAACUACUGAUAAAAUGUUACGCAAACGGUAUUCUUAAAAUAUACAAUCAAUCUCUUUAUAUGAAAUUCAAUCUUCCUAUUGUUAAAUUACUCAGUAAAUCAUGAAAUAAUGAAUUGUCAUUUCUAUUUUAAAAUGAAAAAAUGUGAACUUGUAAAUAUUCAUAAA
Molecule: messenger RNA, 3608 nt
Organism: Bombus pyrosoma
Lineage: Eukaryota; Metazoa; Arthropoda; Insecta; Hymenoptera; Apidae
Product: bromodomain-containing protein 7-like
Biological process (GO): regulation of transcription by RNA polymerase II
Cellular component (GO): nucleus
Source: RefSeq, a predicted model, not a curated record